This is a messenger RNA of Toxotes jaculatrix (banded archerfish), 2663 nucleotides long. RefSeq names its product probable carboxypeptidase X1. Gene Ontology annotation, molecular function: zinc ion binding; metallocarboxypeptidase activity. The transcript has 14 exons. NCBI's taxonomy places the organism in Eukaryota, Metazoa, Chordata, Actinopteri, Toxotidae. Gene Ontology annotation, biological process: proteolysis. The coding region runs from base 17 to 2293 and encodes 758 amino acids. The record is from RefSeq and is a predicted model, not a curated record.
CAGGGGGAGAGUUACUAUGGCAGGAGUUCUGCACUUGAUUCUUCUUUUGUUUCUGCAUUAUGGCUCGUUUGUCCUCGUUUCAACCAGACCUGCUGAUGACCCAGCUGCAGCGGCGUCCACUGUGGACUCAGAUGCAGCUUUUACUACAACUGUGAGCCUUUUUUCUGCAGGAAAAGCUGCAAACACUCCAAACACCUCUGAUGUUCCCACCACAGGAUUCACCACCAGUUAUAGUAAGUCUACAACUAAACCUCCCAGAACCACCACAACUCCCAAACAUCUGACUGAAGAGACUGGUAAAACAGCCGAGAGAGCAGUUCCCAGAAAAGCAGAAGAAGAAGAAGGUCCUCUGGAAUUAGAAUGUCCUCCUUUGGGUCUGGAGUCUCUGAAAGUCAAAGACACUCAGCUGAGAGCGUCGUCCUACAAACGCAGAGGCCUGGGCCCUCACCGCGGCCGUCUCAACAUCCAGUCUGGGACAGAGGAUGGAGAUAUCUACGACGGAGCUUGGUGUGCUCAGUACCGAGAUAAGAAACAGUGGCUGGAGGUGGACGCUCUGCGACCGACUCGCUUCACCGGUGUCAUCCUGCAGGGUCGCAGCUCCAUCUGGAGCUGGGACCUGGUGCACAGCUACAAGGUUCAGUUCAGUAACGACUCGUUGGUCUGGAAGCCGUGUGUGAACGGGACCGAAGAGGCUGUAUUUGAAGGGAACCAGGACACAGAGACACCCGUCCUCGCCCUGUUCAACACUUCCACAGUGGCCCGUUACAUCCGGAUCAACCCGCAGACCUGGUACCAGAACGGGACAGAGGGGGACAUCUGCCUGAGAGCCGAGGUGUUGGGCUGCACGCUCCCAGAUCCAAAUAAUAUCUACGCGUGGCAGACAGAGCCGACAGAGUCCAGAGACAAACUGGACUUCAGACACCACAACUACAAGGAGAUGAGAAAGCUGAUGAAGUCGGUGAACGAGGCGUGUCCUGACAUCACCCGUAUCUACAGCAUCGGAAAGAGCUACCUGGGUCUGAAGCUCUACGUCAUGGAGAUCUCCGACAACCCCGGAAAACACGAACUGGGAGAACCAGAGUUCCGAUACGUCGCAGGGAUGCAUGGGAACGAGGUUCUGGGCCGAGAGCUUCUGCUCAAUCUGAUGCAGUACAUGUGUCAAGAAUAUAAACGGGGCGACCAGCGCAUCGUCCGUCUGGUCAAAGAGACCCGCAUCCACCUGCUGCCCUCCAUGAACCCUGAUGGAUACGAGAUGGCCUUUAAAAAGGGCUCGGAGCUGGCAGGUUGGGCCCUGGGACGUUACAGCUACGAGGGCAUAGACAUGAACCAUAAUUUUGCUGACCUUAACUCAGUGAUGUGGACUGCCAUCGAGCUGGAGACGGACCGGUCCAAGCUCAUCAACCACUACUUCCCCAUCCCUGAGCAGUACACGUCUGAGGAAGCCUUUGUGGCCUCAGAGACCCGAGCCGUCAUCAACUGGAUGCAGAACAUCCCGUUUGUUCUUAGUGCCAACCUCCAUGGUGGAGAGCUGGUGGUCACUUACCCGUACGACAUGACCCGGGACUGGGCCCCGCGUGAGCACACGCCGACCGCUGAUGAGAGCUUCUUCCGCUGGUUGGCCACAGCGUACGCCAGCACCAAUCAGGUGAUGUCCAACCCAAACCGGCGGCCCUGCCACAACAAGGACUUCAUCAGAUAUAACAACAUCAUCAAUGGAGCCGACUGGCACAACGUACCAGGAAGUAUGAAUGAUUUCAGCUACCUCCACACCAACUGCUUCGAGGUGACGGUGGAGUUGUCUUGUGAUAAAUUUCCUCAUGCCAGCGAGCUUCCCAUCGAGUGGGAGAACAACAGAGAGUCUCUGCUGGUUUACAUGGAGCAGGUUCACCGUGGAAUUAAAGGUGUGGUUCGGGACAAAGACACAGAGGCUGGAAUAGCAGACGCCAUAAUAAAAGUUGAUGACAUUGAUCACCAUAUUAGAUCAGUUGCUGAUGGUGACUACUGGCGGCUGCUGAAUCCUGGUGAGUACAGAGUGACGGCCAGCGCAGAGGGAUACUUCCCCUCCUCCCGCACCUGCCAGGUCAUGUAUGACCACUACCCCACAAUCUGUGACUUCCGCCUCACCAAGAUGCCCAAACAGAGGCUAAAGGAGAUUUUAGCGAAGGGGGGGAAACUCCCCAAGGACCUGCAGCUCAGGCUACGCCAGCUACGUCUGCGUAAGCUCCGUGUCACCACCAAGGCCAUCAACCAGAGGAGGGCUGCUGCUGCUGCCAAACGGGCAAAGAGGGUGUAAUGACGACAAAGAUGGAGGAUAAUGUGAGAACAAAGCAGGACUUGUUCAGUUCACAUGGGUUCAGAGGCCACCGACUUUCACUGGAGUCACGUCAUGAUUUCUUUUUUAAAUGCUGUUAUUUAUCCACAACACCUGCACAAGUACACACCUGACAUAUGAACAACUUAAUCCUCUGCUGUGGAGCAGCAGAACCAGUGUGGAACAAUUCAUUGCUUACAGACACAUUUAUGGUUCCUGUUUACAGUCACAGACGUCUCCUGAUCUGGUGGUUUUGGUUUGGACUUCAAGUAUUAAUGUGUUUUGAUGGUGUGACCAGUAAUUAUCAGAGGCUACGUCAGGACGAGGCUUUUCCUUAUCCUCAGCGUUCAGG